UCCAUUACACUUCCGUUUUUGUGUCAAGAUUAAUUUGUGCCCCAUGUUUGUGCUAGGAAAAUAUUCCGAUAGUCACUGCUCAUGAUUGUCUAGUUUUGGAUAUAAAAAUAAUUCACUUAACACUGAUGUUACUAACAAUUGGCUGACUAGUAAAAAUAACUUUUGCAGAGAACUAUUAAUCAAGUAUGAACACUGAAGAGGAAACUUCCAUGCAAGCUGAGACAGUUGAAAUAAAAAAGGAAAGUGUCGGUGGUAACGAAAACUUUGUAGUGUUGGACAUGGCAGGGGACUCAGAGGAUUCAGACAAAGAUGAUAAGACUGUUAAAGUAGACACCAGAGAUAAAAGUCAGAGAAAUAGUGGCUCAGACAAUGGAGGAAAAGCUUCAAAUGCUGAUUCAUCUAAAGCUGGUGCCUCAAACUCAAGGUUACGGAAAAAACCAAAGGCCCCAGUCGUCGAUGUCAACAGCCUUAGAAAACGUAAAUGGCAGUUAAAAGUGUAUCCACUUCAUGCAGAAGACUUGCAGUUGAACUAUAUGAGCAUACUGUGUAAGUUGGCUUCAGAAAGUCUUCUGUACAUUCCCAGUGAAGGAAGACACGGUAAAGCAGAGCUUUAUGUUGCCACUCAGAAGGAAACUGCUGCCAUCAUUGGCAAGCUUCUUAGAAUGGGAUUUCACCACAACCUGUUGAGUAUCGAGGUGGUUAGAAAAGACACAGGUGGCAAGGAAGAUGGAGAUGAUUCGAAGAAGGAGUGUAAAGCAUUUCUAAUGUUUGACAAGUUCCUCUCUAAAAAGAUUUUUGAUGCCAAAGGUGAAAAGGGAACCCUGAUUGAGAAAACUGUCACAUUAAACAAGCUGCCCCGGGCGGCCACCAAAGAUUUCAUCGGUGCAAUUUUCCCCUUUGCCACUGAAAUUGAAAUAAUUGAGAGCGACAAUCCAGAUGAACGCAAGGCAACAGUCAAAUGUAAAACUCCAGUAACAUCUUUAUUGGUGUACAAGUCCUUCAAACGUCUAGAGAUAAAUGAUGUCCAUGUUAAACUGUCUGUGGAUGAGUUAGUUAAAGCAAUUACUCUGCCACCUAUGUUCUUCAUUCCCACACCUAACAAGAAAGAUACUGGACCACCAGAUUCUAUUGAAAGCCUAAACCAAAGUUCACUGCCCAGAAGGCCCAUAAUGUCAUCUCUCAACAGACGUGUUCAACAGAUCAAAAAGAGGGCAAUGAUGACCAGAAAGAAACCAACCAGAGGUCAGCUGAUGAGAGGACAGAGAAUGAACCAGGGAAUGGAUGAUGGAGGGGAUGGUCCUAGAGGACAAGGUGGACGACAUUCCUUAUCCAGACGUGGAGAAGGACGAUUUGGUACAGAUCCUAAAAAUCAUGGGCCUGGCAGCAGAGAUUAUCCAGGUGGACCUGGCCGUCGCAGAAUGAAUGAGCGUCAGAAUGAUAGACGAAAUAGAGAUAGAGAUUCUCGUGACAGGGGUUCUAGGAGAAAUGAUAGAGAAGAAAGCCAGGUCACCAAAGAAAUGUUGCAGCUUCAAAACCAGUUGAAUCAAGCCAUAAAGAAUCAAAUAGCCAUGCUAAGCACAGCUCAGACAAGUGGAGGGCACAAUUUCUCUCUUCCUGGUUCCUCACACAGAACGUCACUGCUUGGCCAUGCACCAAGACAUUUUGGUGCAACUCCUGAAAUAGGAUUGGGCAGCUCUAGGGCUAUUGAUCCUCAUUCAAGUGAAUUUGGUGGAAGUUCUUGGUCAGGAGACAGAAGUAGCAGAAUAGACAACAGAGCUGGGGACAGAACAGAUGAUAGAGUUGAAAGGUUAGGAAGAGCUGGAGGAGAUCGCAUUGAUCGACCCAACAGACCUGAUAGGGUCGUAGAUAGAAGUAAAAGAGUAGACUUGAACAGACAAAUGGACAGUCGGCCUGAUAGACUUGACAGGGGCAGCCGUGACAGAGCAGAGCGGUCUGACCGGAACAGCUCUGGUGCUGAUUUGUCUCGUCAAGCACAGCGCUCUCAAAGAAAUGUGUCAGCAUUCAGUAGUGUGGGAACCAGUGGAGAAAGUGGUCGCACAAAAGACAGAUCAUCCAUUAAUUCAGCUUCUGAAGCUGCCAGAGGAGGCAGUCGAGGUCAGAGAGGACCUGAAUAUCCCGGUACUAGCAGAGUGAGUCAAAGAAAUGAUGGAUCCUACAGUUCUGCUUCUCAUUCUCAGAGUGUUCCUAAUCGUUACAGUGAUUUUUCUGCUCCAGUUGAAGGGGAUGGCAAUUAUUAUAGACGGUAUUAAAAACACUGCAUAAUGGAUUUUUAAUUGUGUCAUUAUUCAAAUUUGUACUUUUUUUUUUAUUUAAUAAAGUGAACUUUGACCGAUUUUGGAUGUAAAUUGUAUGUAUACUUAAGAUUGUUUAUGUGUGUGUUAAUGUGUAAAAGUGAGAAUGAUGUUUGGCUUGUAUAGCUUAUAAGUUUGCAAAUUAUUUUUUUUCACAAGUUUUAUUGUUUACUUUUAAAUUUUAGAUAUUGUAAAUGAUGUUAGUAACUUUAUUUCUCCAUUAAAAGUUUUUUUUAAUCA
Messenger RNA from Biomphalaria glabrata, 2552 nucleotides. RefSeq lists its product as uncharacterized. Bases 186 to 2270 code for a protein of 694 amino acids. The record is from RefSeq and is a predicted model, not a curated record. NCBI's taxonomy places the organism in Eukaryota, Metazoa, Mollusca, Gastropoda, Planorbidae. The transcript has 12 exons.